CAGUGACAUGCCAAAGUGGGGAGAGUCGGAGUGAAAAACGAAAGUGAUCAACUAUAGGUAGAAGUGAUCAGAUCCUUUUGCAGACGGACCUUUAUAAAGAAUUAAAAAAGUAAUAUCCUAGCCUACAGUUUUGUCAAAGACAAAAUUAUACAAUGCUGGGCGCUAUUUAUAAUUUUAUCCAGAGUUGUUGCAGCAGCAUUAUCCGUGUAAUUCUCAGGCUGCUUGGUAUAGGGAAGAGACCUGCAAUAACUCUUGAAGACCCCAACAUCAAGUAUGCUUUACGGCUCAUAGACAAGGAGAUAAUCAGCCAUGACACCAGGAAGUUUCGCUUCGCAUUGCCCACUGCUGACCAUGUCCUUGGCCUGCCCAUCGGCCAGCACAUAUAUCUGUCAGCCAAGGUGGAUGGGAACCUAGUGGUCCGUCCAUAUACUCCUGUGUCCAGCGACGAUGACAAGGGUUCUGUGGACCUGGUGGUCAAGAUUUAUUACAAAAACGUCAACCCAAAGUUCCCUGAAGGCGGGAAGAUGUCCCAGUACCUGGAGAGCCUUCGGAUUGGUGACACCAUUGACUUCCGUGGUCCAAAUGGACUGCUGAUAUACAAAGGAAAAGGGGUGUUUGCCAUAAAGCCCGAUAAGAAGUCAGAGCCAGAGCUGAAGAUGGCCAAGCACGUUGGCAUGAUUGCAGGGGGAACUGGAAUAACGCCCAUGCUGCAGAUCAUCCGGGCAAUAUUGAAGGAUCCGGCAGAUAUGACUGUGUGUUACCUGCUCUUCGCUAAUCAGACCGAAAGGGACAUUUUGCUGCGCACUGAUCUGGAGGAGAUAGAGACCCAGCACUCAUCCCGCUUCAAGCUGUGGUACACUGUGGAUAAGGCCCCCGAAGGCUGGACCUACAGUCAGGGUUUCAUCAAUGAAGAAAUGGUGCGUAAGCACCUACCCCCGCCAGGCGGGGACACGCUCAUCCUGAUGUGCGGCCCCCCUCCCAUGAUCCAGUUCGCUUGCAACCCCAACCUCGAUAAAGUCGGACACCCCAGCAGUAGGAGGUUCACCUUCUAAGUGGUGCCAACAGCUGCCUAACUGGGUGAGGCAGUCAGCUUGGUGUUUCCAGUUAUUUUCCAAAUUUUCUGUAAAUGCCUUGUAGUUAAGGUUAAAGGCUGCUGGAAAAAAUACAAUUCACAAAGACGUAUCAAAUCGCCUUAGCUUCUGGGCUAACAAAUUCUAAGAAAUUACAUUCCUCUGAUGCUAGUGGUCACAGGGCGCUUGCUGAUCUCUAACAACAAAGGAACAUGCAAAUACUUUGUGUAGCCAAGAAACCGCUUCAUGUACCAGGUUUCCGGCUGCAAAGCUGUUGAAAUUUGACGGGUUGACAUGCUACUGUAUUGCAAUACUUGUCCACUGCCUAAUCUACAGGGAGAGCUACAUGUAACUGAGUCAAGGACGUCCCGUGAAAACAAUUAUGGUAUGAAGUUCCCUAUCCUGUCUGUAUUGUUGAAUUUUAAUUCCUUACACGCGUGUUCUGCAGGAUAAUUAAAGAUUUAACUUUCUUUAUUAAUUUGGACCUGCUACUGUCUGCUGUUGCUUUGACAGCUCUAAUGUACCGGUUGAAGUCUGUGAAAAUCCAUAUAAAAGCCUGUCUGCAGACACUGCUAAUAUGAUGGAUUCUUGGUGGAAAUGGGGGUCACAGUUCAUCCAUAGUUAUAUCCAGUUCAGUGUUUGUUACCUGAGUCUUAUGCAGUUACGUUUGAGGUGUCAUGUGUGUUACACGUUCAGCAUUGCUUACGGAAACCCAGUGGCAGUCAUUGGUAGAAACGCUUUUGUCUGAGCGUUGCCCCACGAGUAUCAAGCCAUUGCUGUCGGACACGGGCUAUGCUUAUUGGCUUAGAAGGAAAGUGAUCGAUUAAAAACAUGCUAAUGUAUUCACCAUGGAGUAUCUCAUGCAACUCAUUAUGAAGCCAGUGCUGUCUUACUUGCAUGUUGACAUUGAUGAUGAAUAAAAAUGCACUUGAUUUAUAAUAUGA
Messenger RNA from Paramormyrops kingsleyae, 2014 nucleotides. RefSeq names its product cytochrome b5 reductase 3 (gene cyb5r3). Gene Ontology annotation, molecular function: FAD binding; oxidoreductase activity. NCBI's taxonomy places the organism in Eukaryota, Metazoa, Chordata, Actinopteri, Osteoglossiformes, Mormyridae. The record is from RefSeq and is a predicted model, not a curated record. Gene Ontology annotation, cellular component: mitochondrion.